AUGGAUUCGACACCUUCACUGCUUGGCGCUGAGUCGUUAACAGGACACCCGGUUGACGAAACACCUGAAAUACCGCUGGCCGCGAUUAGUGCCAGCGGAGACGAUGUCAUCAAUCCUACACCCACUUUAGUAUCUUCAAAACGACCUUCGACUUAUUGCGGUCUGGUCUCACAAGCAGGCAAAAGCCCUGGUCGGAAAAGGGACUGCGAUAAUCUGUUAGUUGCCGAUACUAACGAGCGUGCACUUAAAAGACAAAAGCUUGGCACUUCGGAUGUAUCGGGCGAUGCUUCAUUGACCGAAAGACUUAACGCGUUACUUUGUUGUGUGGUUUGCUUGAAUCUAUCCAAAUUUUCCAUGUACCAAUGCCGGAGAGGACAUUUGAUGUGCGCUGACUGCUUUAAUCACUUAUUAGCCGACGGACGAUUACGUGAUCAGUUUUCCACAUGUCCCAGUUGUCGUGUGGACAUAUCUUACGAUACGGUUGUUCGGAAUUUGUGUGUUGAAGACGUCAUAUAUGAAUUGCCGAGUGAAUGCCGAUAUUGCAGUAAAGAAUUUCCCAAUAAAUCGAUGUAUCGACAUGAACGGGAAGAAUGCGAAAAACGUCCAACCCAUUGCAAAUAUUCCCGUGUCGGUUGUCAGUGGCUUGGCCCACGGAUUAUGGCUCCUGAACAUGAAAGUAAAUGCGCAUGUUUGAACAAGUCCGCCGAGGAAAUUGUAAAUGACUUAGGAACGUCCGACACCAAAGCCGACAAGGAGAAAAAAAUAUUUAAUGCAUUUUUCAAUCUGUUGAGUCACGAAAAUAUGGCAUUUAUUGAACUGCGAUUUAAACCUCUUCGUACCAAUGAGUUUCCACAUAAGCUCUUCUUUGAGACGUCAAGAUUUUCAGCCUUCAAUCUAGAGUGGAUAGUUAAGACGACCGUUAAUAAUAAUGAAAGGGAGCCGUAUCGUUCCAGUCAACGUGUUAUUACUUAUCAACUCAUCUUAAAAACGAAAAUUUAUGUGUCAAUGGAUAUGGACUUCUUCGCUGGGAAGGGACCAUAUUCAACCAUCCGAAUGUUCCCACAGAUGUAUAAAUAUACCUUUACGGAAUAUAAUACAACAAGCGAAUGGAAUGACUUGUCGUUGGUCGACAGUGAUGAGGUUAAUCGUUUGCUUGCUAAUUAUGACUUCAAUAUUCGUUUCUUCAUGUUUUUGGGCGAAAAGCAAUACACUUUGCAAAAUUAA
Messenger RNA from Glossina fuscipes, 1224 nucleotides. Its product is annotated as cysteine and histidine-rich protein 1 homolog. The record is from RefSeq and is a predicted model, not a curated record. The transcript has a single exon. Lineage: Eukaryota; Metazoa; Arthropoda; Insecta; Diptera; Glossinidae. Gene Ontology annotation, cellular component: nucleus. Bases 1 to 1224 code for a protein of 407 amino acids.